Messenger RNA from Nerophis ophidion (straightnose pipefish), 1955 nucleotides. RefSeq lists its product as uncharacterized. The transcript has 8 exons. The record is from RefSeq and is a predicted model, not a curated record. The coding region runs from base 16 to 1068 and encodes 350 amino acids. Lineage: Eukaryota; Metazoa; Chordata; Actinopteri; Syngnathiformes; Syngnathidae.
UGGGUCGCUUGAAAAAUGACGUCAUUGAUAGUUUGUUUAAACCCAGCGUGCUUCGUCACCAUCAGACUUCACAGUUUUUCAGAAGGAUCAUAUCCGCGUCAUCGUGCUGGAGGUCUACAUGUAUUUAUUCCUGACAUCCAUUGGGCCAGAUUUAGUGGAAUGGGGAAAAAGCAUCAAGUUGUCUACAUUGUACUGGCCACCCUGAUUCACAGGCUCUACGGUGAUUUGCUGAUAAAAGGCCAGAAGAAGGUCAUCAUGGAAGACGACAGCACUCGGCUGGAGUGUGUCUACUCCAACAAAGCCUACGACAUCAGCAAAGUCCAAUUCGAAGUUUUCUCUGAGUGGCUCCAGAUUUGGCGGCCGGUCACGCCGUCCUCUUGGAGCUUGUACUCGCUGGAGGCGGAGCAAGCCGCCGACAAGAUGGUGCUGAAGAUCCCCCGGGCGGCCAGCUUCUCCGAGAGACUCUUCCGCUGCGUUUCCAGCGACGAGACGCUGAGGGGCUCCAACAGGUCCUCCGAGACCCUCUCCUUCAAAGUACACUAUUUGAGGGAGCCCCAGCUGUUCCGAGUGGGUCUCAGCAGAUUGUUCAGCCUCCAACAUCAAAUCAAAGUGCGACGCGGGGACGACGUGGCGCUGAAAUGCUACGCCAGAUCCUCCGAGCAACCUACCUACUACUGGUUCCGGGAGGGUGACGACUGGCUGCUGCCUUCGCCUCUGCUGAGUUUGCGAGGAGUGAGGGCCUCGGAUGCCGGGGUGUACGCCUGCAAGGCCGAGCAUCCCUCCGUGCCGCACAGACGCUCGCACAACGUCACCGUCGUCGUCUUGCCUGAGGAUGCUCGUUGGUACGAGUCCAACACCGACCACGUUGUCCUGAUGGCCUUACUGGUGGCGCUGGUGGUCGUCUCGGCUCCGAUUCUCAUCUUGACCGAACAUUACUGCCGCAGGUAUAAGAAGGCCAAGGUCAACAAAGGACCCAUUGAUGACCACUCACAGAUCUCGCCCAUGUAUGAAAUGGCUUGUCUGCAGCAAAACAGUGAGGAGAACUCCCUUCUAAACCAAAACGUGUGACGGCGCUGCCAAUGGAAUGGAAAAGGAUUGGCAAAAAGAUGGAGUGUGCGGCCAGAGAGUGAGCGAUGGUGUACUUGGGCACAGGGUGAUGAUGAGCAGCUGGAGAGCGAGGCUAAAGGGAGAGCAGAAAUACUACAAAAAAAAAAAGAAAAGAAAAGCAAUGCUCUGCAUUGCCACUUUAGACUAUUUAGCGUUUAAUGCUGCAUCUACUUGACUGUCAAUGCUCACUCAAACCCGCUUGGGCUGAUUAUGUUGUGUGUGCACUUUGAGAAGCCUUCUAUUUCUUUGCUGAGCCAGCAUCUGUGGCCUAGAGUAGGUUGUGAGUUCAAACCCGGGCCGAGUCAUACCAAAGACUAUAAAAAAAAAAUGGGAGCCAUUACCUCCUUGCUUGGCACUCAGCUUAAAGGGUUGGAAUUGGGGGUUAAAAUCACCAAAAAUAUGAUUCCCGGGCGUGGCCGCUGCUGCUGCUCACCGCUCUCCUCACCUCCCUGCGGGGGAACAAGGGAAUGGGUCAAAUGCAGGCAGAUUUCAACCACACCUAGUGUGUGUGGUACUUUAAGGAACUUCAUAAGCUGUUGACUCCAAGUUGUCUUCAUGCAGUUUCAGCUUGAGGCUAUUUUGAAGGCAUCGACCGUACGAUUAACCCCAACUUUUGACUUGGACUACUUGUAUUGUACAUUACAUUACAUACUGUAUAUCGGUUUGAAAAUAGCAGACGGAUGGAUUUUAAUGAUUCAUCACUGAAACGUUGUCAUCAGUAACCACAUUUCAUGUUUUCAAGUGUAAAUUUCCCAAAUCCGAUGUUUUUAAUUGUUUUGUAUGUUAAUGAGUUCUUCAUUUGCUGCUUCAUUUGUGACGUUUAUUCAUCUAUAAAGUUGUAACAGAAA